AUUCAAUGAUCAAUGGAUGGUGUAGGUACCUAGGUAUUGUGUGUGUGGUAUUAAGGAUUUGAAUUAAAUAAUAGUAAUUUGUUGUGAUUUUGAAGUCUUAAACAUCGGGCUAAACUGCCCUGAUGGAUAUUGAUAUAUUUGUUGAGAAUAAAGACUGCCUCUACGGGGCAGACUUAUUGGAUGAGUUGACAAAAGAUUAUCAGUGGUCAUCCCUCCUAGAUGCAACAGAUGCAUCUCCCAGUGAAAUUUUAGCAGAUGCAGCUUUGGUCUCGCCAUUUUCACCUCUCCUGAGUGUCAAGUCUUCCCCAAAUGAGAGUAGUAACUCUGAUUCAGGGAGUGAAGAUGAUUCAAAAAAUGGUUCCUGUUGUACAUCCAACCGUCAGUCAUCAGAGUCUCCUUUGGAUUGGAUCACUAAUUUUAGAGAUGAACUACCAAUUGACCUGAAAAUUGAGGAUGUUGAUUUAUUUUUACAAAAAGCAGUGCCAGUUCAAACACCAAAAGAUGAAACUAAACCAAAUGCAUUUGAGAUAAAAGGACCUGUAAUGUCCAUAGAAAAUGGUAUCAUUAAGGGUGUAAAACUUGAAAAUGAAGGCUGUGAUAUUCCAGUAGAGUCAACUUACAAAUCAAGCAAUAUCCAUAAUGGAAAGAGUUACCUGCAAAAUGCAUACUUUAAAGUGGUCAAUGAGAAUACCCUACCUGUAACAAAAGAAAAUGGUCAGAUAGUACUGAAUGACCAAAUUAAAUUAGUAGUUGAUCAGAAAAAGCUACCCAGUAUACUGAAGAGGCCACAAGUAUUAGGGAAUAGUAAGCCAAGUAUUGUGAUUCCUUCAGAAAGUACAAAGGGCGGGAAAAUAGCUAUAUCUCCCCUACCACAGACCAAUAUUAAGAGCACAGGUUACCAAGUUAAGCUGUCGCCGCCUAGAAGCAAUGUUGUGAUAAAUCCAAAACCAGUUUUAGCUAAGCCGUCUAACCCACUUGGUGGCGUACAAAAUGGGUCGCCUUGCAGUGAUGUAGAAGCCAUACCUGUCCCAAAUGCAAACUUGAGUAAUAUAAGUGAUGCUGAGAUCAUUCGAGCUGUUAAGAAGCAGCAGCGAAUGAUCAAGAACCGUGAAUCAGCUUGUCAAUCACGGCAAAAGAAGAAGGAAUACGUAACAGCCCUCGAACAGCAACUAUUGGAGGCGCAGCAAGAGAUCGCGCGACUGAGGCUUGAGAACAAACUGCUAAGAGAUCAGCUGGAAACCAACGGCAGAGGCCGAAAGAUACCGCGCCUGGAUGCGUCACUGCUGAUACCCAAAAAGAAUAUCGCUGUUAUUUUCGCUAUGGUGUUUAUGGUCUCGUUAAACUUUAACGUAUUGGGGUGGAACUCCAAGCCUUUUGUUGGCCCUACGUCUCCACACAGAAGCACGCGGCAUUUAUUAUGGUCGGAAGAUAAUAUAGCCGAUGUAGCUGAAGUGAACGACCAAAUACUUAAUAGGACAUAUGGUGCGGACUGUCAGAAUGCGACGGUAAACAAUAUCAACCAAACAGAGAGCAUCAGGAUAGCUGGAGAACUGAACAAGUGGAUCGGCGGAGGGAAAACGCUCAACUGGACUUACGACGUGCCGCGGAGAAAGAGCAAAGUUUAUACAAACGAAGAAAGGAUCAGUGGUGGUUUAUUAGACACAUACAAAUUAUUCAACAAACUGAGCAUAGAAAACAAUUUGAUAGAGUUACCAACUGCUAGAAUUCAAGGCAAAAACGUAAGAGAGAAGUCUCAGUUGCGUCGAAUCAGGCGCAGGGAACUGGACAUAGCAGAUCAUGUGAUUGGCUACGAAGGCUUGUACCGCAAGUCGAAGAGAAAAACAGUGGACGAUUUUGACAUGGGGGAGUGGAAUGAUUUACUACAAGCUCUGCAAAGGCGUGACGAUACAUUCUAUGUUGUCGGCGUCGGGAAAGGAGAACAUCUCUUACUUCCAGCUGUGUCACAUAAUGUUACUAGGCCGCCGAAGAUGGCACUCAUCUUGCCGGCCAGAGGAGGCAAUGAUUCGGUCACAACCGAUCACGUGACGUUGAUGCAGAUAGAAUGUUCUGUUGUCAACACAACACUAGUUAAAUUAAAAUCAGAAACAUUACCUAGAAGUGUGAGGAAAAAGGAUGCAGGACUAACAAAAUCCUCAUUCAAAGAGCAAGAAAACAACAAAACUGGCAAUAACAGCGAAGGGCAGGCUGUUGAUUCCAGUAUUCGAAACGGACUACAAAAUUCGAGUAACAUUCCAAAACUCCCAGCUAAGUUAAAACAUCAACAUGUUGAUGUCAGAGAUGAUUUAUUCGCUCAAUAUUUAUUUUCUAAGUAUGAAGAGUCUAAAACUGACAGUUCUGUAAAUAAAAAUAAAUUUGUUGGAAAUAAUACUUAAAACGUGAGUAGAGUGUGAUAUACGCGUGUGUUUUAAUAUGAAUAAGCAAUAAUAACAUAGUGUAUUCUUUUGUAAUAGGAAGGUUUGUUCUCUUUAGCUUUUAAGGAUUUUCCACAAUUGGGCAAUAUUAUCUAUGACUAGAUAUCGUUAACAUUGUGCGGGUGUUUUUAUAUGUACGUAGAUACAUCAAUGAAAUGGCACUAAAAAUAAGCCUUGCAUGAGAGCGACAGAUAUAGAGAUUUCACUGGUGAAAAUACCACAAAAGAUUUAUAAUUUCACUAGGCGCGUCGCGAUAAUACUGACAUUGACGUUUGUUUUCUUGUCUUACUAAUGAAAUAUAACAAAAA
Plodia interpunctella (Indianmeal moth) is the source of this 2740-nucleotide messenger RNA. It is a transcript of the gene Atf6, whose product is annotated as Atf6. The record is from RefSeq and is a predicted model, not a curated record. Bases 123 to 2393 code for a protein of 756 amino acids. Gene Ontology annotation, molecular function: RNA polymerase II cis-regulatory region sequence-specific DNA binding; DNA-binding transcription factor activity, RNA polymerase II-specific. Gene Ontology annotation, biological process: regulation of transcription by RNA polymerase II; endoplasmic reticulum unfolded protein response. Gene Ontology annotation, cellular component: nucleus. NCBI's taxonomy places the organism in Eukaryota, Metazoa, Arthropoda, Insecta, Lepidoptera, Pyralidae. The transcript is spliced from 13 exons.